GGCGGCAGUUCUGCGCUUCGAGCCCAUAGCCGUAUAGUCCCGGCCGAAGCGCGGAAAGCUCUCUUCGGUGUACUCCCUUCCUCGCAGCGUCUCUCGUUACCAAGGGGAUUAGGAGGCGCCUGCGUAGGAGUGUCUCUAAUUGUAGCGGAGAGUCUUGGGGCCUCGGGAAGUAACAUCUUUUAGGGACUAUUUUUGUGCUGAGAGGGAGAGCUGGGCGCAGCGUUACCGCGGAGGGUUGGCAGCAAGGGGCCUUCUCUGGCGAAGUGGGACUGAGCUGCUGGAGGGGACUAGUCCCUGUGUGUGAACGGGAGUGAGGGGAGGUCGAGUGCUUAGGUCUGGGGGGUCAGUACAGUGCAGCAAGUCCUGCAGCUUCAGAGGGACCCACCUGAGGAUGGACAUAGGACCCCCAGACGUGCUGGAGCGCAAGGGGGCUUUGACUCUGCGCUCGCAUUGCAUGCAAUAUGGGAGACCUACCCUAAUGUACCGCUGGCACCAAAACAGAGAGGCUGAACCUAAAGAUUAUGAUAUAAAUGAAGUUCCUUUGGGUUCAAAGAAUUUAUGUCAAUCUACCUACUCAAGAUUUGGAACUAUGGAUGGGACAUGGAUCACCACUUACCAGGAUCAUUUGUCUCAACCAUAUACAAAUAAAGGAUAUAGGGAAAUUGAGAUUCAUAAAUCCAUGCUGAAUGAAGAUAAUUUUGAAGAUGGUGUUAUUGACAGGGAGACUGGACUGCCCAAAACAGGAGUUGGAGCUGUAUUGCCAAGACACCCUUCAGAUCACUUUCAAAUGUAUCUGGAUACAACAUACCGUAUAGACUAUGUUCCUCCAUAUGAUUAUACACCAUAUGUUGGAGCCCAACCAGAUGGUUAUUCUAUAGUUCAUAGAAAAUGUCACUCUCAAUUUACUGACACAGCAGAUUACAGAAGACGUGGUAUCAACACCUGGCAAGAUGAGAGUGGGAUAUACGCUAAUGUGGAUAUAAAGCAACGGGUCUUCCCAGUAACUAAUCCUAUACCGUCAAACGUGCAUGAAUAUAAUUUCUAAGCAGUUAUAAUAGAAUCUGAAAUAGACACAUUGUAUGUCAUGUAUUAACUAUUUCCCAAAUAUUCCAAUAAAUAUUUUUAAAUGCUUGUUACAGUA
Molecule: messenger RNA, 1141 nt
Organism: Chelonoidis abingdonii (Abingdon island giant tortoise)
Lineage: Eukaryota; Metazoa; Chordata; Testudines; Testudinidae
Gene: CFAP95
Product: cilia and flagella associated protein 95
Cellular component (GO): plasma membrane
Source: RefSeq, a predicted model, not a curated record